Molecule: messenger RNA, 1584 nt
Organism: Saccoglossus kowalevskii
Lineage: Eukaryota; Metazoa; Hemichordata; Enteropneusta; Harrimaniidae
Biological process (GO): adenylate cyclase-activating G protein-coupled receptor signaling pathway; cell surface receptor signaling pathway
Cellular component (GO): plasma membrane
Molecular function (GO): G protein-coupled receptor activity
Source: RefSeq, a predicted model, not a curated record
UUUGGCCAGGUCCUAACAGAUGGUGAGUCGAACGUCGUAGUCUUACAGGAGACAAUGCUUGGCGAUUUGAAGGCCAUUACGGACGUGCACGGCCCAGCGUAUACACUCGAAGAAAUAGAGAUUGUGGCGAAUACUCUGAACAUUGUACUUCCGGUGGCUGCAUUGGAUGAUACUGUUGCCCAGAGUUUCCUAGAAGUCUCCAGUGACGUCAUCGGCACUCUAACUGUCAAUGGAGAUGAUCAACAAAUCGUGGAAUUUAUCACUGGCAGAUUUAUGCACUUGUUGGAGGAGUUUGCCGAAGCUGUUGCGAUAGCGCACGACUGUGAUAGUGGGCCAAGUAUUCUUGAUACCGAAUUUGUCGAUUUAAAGGUUGAUUGCAUAGACCCAGAAUCAACUGAGGAUCAGACAUUCAGUUUGACGGAUGCUGACGUGGGUUACUCGGUGUCCAUCACAGUACCAAAUACAGAAAACGAUAUACAGUUGAAAGUAUCUCUAAUGGUAUACGAUGAGAUCCAGAACUUGAUUUCGAAUAAAGCCGAGAAUAAGUCUGAUGCAACCCAGUCCAAGAACCUUGUUUUGGAACCCGUUCUUGAGAAGGACGUCACAGUCGAAAGUCUGGUGACGUCAUUUAUUAUUACUUCAUCACUGGGAACAAUUGUUGAUUUCACUAAUAAUCCUGUUGUCAUCUCUUUGAAAAAUAACGAGAUUCCACUGACACGAGCUCACUCAUUGGCUCUUGAGAAUCUUACGUAUAUUUGCAGUGUGACCUCAAUAUUCUGCCUCGUUAUGACGCUGGGUUGCUACACCUACCUCAGACUUUGGAAAUCUCAACGUAUUAUACUUCAUGCAAAUCUUGCUGCGUCGUUGGCUAUUGCGCAGACUAUUUAUCUAGUCGGCAUCGAAGCAGAACCAGCCAGUUUAUGUAAAGUCGUUGCCGUGGCGCUGCAUUACUUUUUUACGUCUUCGUUUGUCUGGAUGUUUAUAGAGGGGGCUAAUCUGUAUGUCAAAUCCAUAUUUGUCUUUGCCAAAGAAAUUCCAACAGCUGCAUUGGCUGGCGUGGGAUGGGGUGUUCCCUUACUCAUUGUUGCAAUAUCGUUGGCAAUACGAUUUGACGGAUAUGGUAGUAAUGGAAUAUGCUGGCUAUCGUAUGAUAAUGGUUUGAUAUGGGCAUUUGCUGGACCAGUCAUCCUUGUAAUUCUCAUCAACGCCAUUAUCCUGAUUCUCGUACUGCGUGUGUUUAUGACUUUGAAAGCUAACGCAGACAAGACUGAAGUGGAGAAGCUCAGAAUUGGGAUUCGGGCAAUUGUCAUGUUGCAGCCGCUUCUUGGUCUGACGUGGUUGUUUGGUGCGUUUGCCGUCAACGCCGAAACGUUGGUGUUUCAGUAUCUGUUUAUAAUCUUUAAUGCACUACAGGGUGUGUUUAUUUUCAUCCUCCACUGCGCAAUGAAUGAAGAUGUGAAACAGGCUUUCCUGAAGAAACGUCGCGUGAAGCAUUCGCAUGACAGCGCCACCAUGUCUCUUUCAAUGCGAGACACAUCAUCGACAAUGGCAACGAAAAGUGGUGUGGAGAGUGUCAAAUUUUAA